UCCUCCCCCACACUUGUGUUUUCACACUUAAUGACAAAAACACAAACCGCAUUUCCCCUGAAGCCAGCACAAAGACAGGAAUGUGUUGACCUUUGUAAAAGCUGACUUGGGGGGAAACAGGAAACAGAGAGCUCUGGUGGACAACUAGCCACCAGUGGCCAGGCCUCUUCUCUGUUGCUUGAUCUCGUCUGAUUUGCUGAUACUGCUGCUGGCCUUUGAUGCUGGUCAAGUGAUAAUCAGGGGAACUACAGCAUUUCUGGGUCACUGAAACUUGCAAUGACUCAGUUAAACAGAAAAACAAGCACUUACUUGUGCAUCUUUGUGGAAAGCGUGGCAUGACGCAGCUUUAAGAGUUUUCCUUUGUAUUCUCUUAUCAGCACCAUACAUGUGUUUUUUAUUGCUGUAUCAGGUCAUGAUAUCUCUGCUGAUAAUGAUUAUGUAAUACCCAACUUAACGUGAUAGAUGUAGACACAUGUCACAUCUAUUGUGAAGCUAAUUGCUUUGUGUUAUAGUACAUACCUUCUAAUCUCCAGGCCGUUGAACUGACAGCGAAUGUGCCUGAGUCAGCAGGAUGGUAUCUUUGACUGUGGCGAGGAGCCAGAGCAUUUAAGCCUGCAGCACCUCUCCAUAUUGUUCUGUCCGCCACACAACAAAACCAGGGCCUCCGUUGCAAAUUAUAGCCAAGAGCGGCACUGAGCUGCAGACAGACGGGGCAGGUCAGGGGUCUGCUGGUGUACAAGUCCUUCAGUCACGCCAACAUUUCUUUGCUUCUAUUCGGGAUUUGGAUUUGUCGCUGUUGCGCUAUAUCUCGAAUAAUGACCAGCGAGGAGGAGGCCGGACCGUUUGAUACCCUGACGACAGCUGUCGCAGAGGACACUCGGGAUGAUGAUUCAAGGUCCAGACAGGAAAAAGAGGAGAAGCUGAUCCUGACAGCCUGGCAGAGCAUGUCUUCAGCUCUGCGGCAGCACAGUCUGUAUAAGGAUUCCAGAGCUCCAGGCCCGGCUCAGUCUUUCCUGGCCGAGCAGAGGCAGUCCACCCGGGCCAGGAGGGCGCUCUCCCCCCGGCUGCAGCCCGGGUAGGAGCCUCCAUCCGCAGGGAGAAAUGGAGGAGGUCAGCCCACUCAUGGCCAUGCUGGGAUGCAAGGUUGUGGAAGAAGGUGUCAAUUUUCUGUAAUUUGUUUUUCAUUGAAUUACAGGCUGUACUCUGUUUGGUUUGCUGCUAUCACCUCCUGCUGGUCAAUGUUGGAAUCUGCAGUGAUAUUUGUGAUUCCAUGUAAAAACUAAGGGCUAUAAAUCACUGUUUUUAUAUGUUUUAUACCUAAAUGUGUGCUUGUCAAUACGAUUUUCUGCUUCAUUCCUUAUUAUAUAAUAUUUAUACAUUUAUUUUUGCAGGUAAGAUACAGAAAUAAUGCAAAACAAUUACUAUUAAUUCCGUCACUAAUGUAAAUCGGUUAUGUUAUCUCAUUUGUUUUAUUCAAUAGUUGUUUAAAUUGAAAAUACAACAGACAAUGCAUGAAAAAUCAUUUUAUUUACACUUUUAUUAGCUAAUAAAAGAAAAUAAAGUGAAACUGUCACUCAUUUUAUCUGUUUCAGCACCAUUUGUUUCGGUCCAAACUUUGGUUAAUGCUAAGAUACUUGUGCAGACUUCAGUAGUCAGGCAAUAUAUUUAUACUCUUCAAUAUAAUGUGCAGACAAUUGGAAAACCAGAAACAUUUUCUUCCUUUAAACACAAACCUGAAUGGUCUCAUCUCCUCUGUACACAUGUAGCUUUGACAUGUUUAGCCUAGCUUAGCACAAAGACUGAAAGUAGGGGGAAACAUCUAGCUUAGCUCUACCAAAG
Anarrhichthys ocellatus (wolf-eel) is the source of this 1839-nucleotide messenger RNA. RefSeq names its product protein Hook homolog 2-like. The transcript is spliced from 3 exons. Gene Ontology annotation, biological process: cytoplasmic microtubule organization. Bases 816 to 1079 code for a protein of 87 amino acids. NCBI's taxonomy places the organism in Eukaryota, Metazoa, Chordata, Actinopteri, Perciformes, Anarhichadidae. Gene Ontology annotation, molecular function: microtubule binding. The record is from RefSeq and is a predicted model, not a curated record.